AUGCUGUUUUUCCCACUCCCGUGCACAUACGCCGUAGUGGAGAUAGACGUCAAGAAGACCCUGGAGUCUCUUGCCGACCCCAUCGCGGAUGCUGCUGGCGCGAGCAUCAAGACAACUAAAUGUAUUGUUUACUUGAACAUGGUACUGCAGUUGCCCUUCCCCGACGACGUGACCUUCAAGUACAUGGUGUACCUCGUCGGUCCCGGUCUGCGCCCCGAGGACCCAGAGCUCUGUAUCACCUCCGACAUGUGCAUCCCUAUUUCUCCGAACACUCAGCAUCCUUUCGCUGAUCGCGAGGCGCUCAAAUCCAACCCCCCGUUCCCAUACCACAACUGCUACCACUGG
This is a messenger RNA of Trametes versicolor FP-101664 SS1, 345 nucleotides long. RefSeq lists its product as uncharacterized. Lineage: Eukaryota; Fungi; Basidiomycota; Agaricomycetes; Polyporales; Polyporaceae. The record is from RefSeq and is a predicted model, not a curated record. The annotation marks the transcript as partial. The transcript has 2 exons.